CUUUGCAUGUGCAUCUCUGCUUCUGCCCUGUCGCCCGUCGUCACAAUUCCAAGUUUUAGCGCCGCCAGCCGCGAGCCUAGAGUCUAAAUAGUUUAGAGAUUUUUUAUUAAUUAAAGUUAAUCGCAAAAAUGGGAGGCGACGAAGGCAUCGGGGUUACAACAGGGCAGCCUAAUUUAUACAAGCAAGAUUUAUCGAAGCUCGAUGUUGGCAAGCUAACUGCACUGUCCCGGGAAGUCAUCAGUCGACAGGCGACAAUAAAUAUUGGUACGAUCGGACAUGUGGCGCAUGGAAAGUCGACAAUCGUCAAAGCCAUUUCAGGCGUGCAAACUGUACGGUUUAAAAAUGAACUGGAAAGAAAUAUCACCAUCAAACUUGAGCCACACCAUGCCGGGGCGAUCAACAAAGAAAAUGGAAAAAACAGUGUCGAAGAGGCAGAUCCUGUGGAUAAAAGCCCGCCUCCUAACACCGACUCGAGUACGUCCCAAUUUACAAAAAAACGUACUAUUUUUCGGAGCUCUGACGCAGAGCGUCCUGUCAAGAUUCCGCGGCUUGGUGAGGAUGACAACGAUAACGACACCGAUGAUGACAACGACAACGAGGAUGAUAUUAUUCACACCGUGACAACAAACGGUGAGACUUCGCCCAGUAUACCUGAGGAAGAAGCGGCAACGGGAAUUGAGGGGCGAAUCCAGGCUAACGAUUUAGCGGCGUUUGAAGUAAAUGAAAAAAUGAAGUACAGUCUGAAAGAAGCAGUGAUAAAGCUUGAAGAUAUUGGGACAAAGAUAAGCGAAGUUAAGUCCAAUAUAAAAUCGUCUAAUAAUCGCGAGGAAUUACACGAGGUUGAGAAAAUAUUGGAUAAAAGAUAUUCGAAAGGAGUUGAAGUAUACGCUGUAAAGUGGAAAGGAUGGGACAACAGCUUCAACACUUGGGAACCACUUUCGAAUUUGACAAACUGUGCGGAACUGCUGGCAGCUUUCGAGAAUGCAAAUGCCGGACUGGUUGACACGUUUAAAAACCAGAUCAAUUACUAUCCUUCGACGAUGGAGAUAGAAAGUCUUAUGCAGAGUUUCAAGCAGGCAGGAAAGAUAACGGAUUAUAAAUUGCCGAAUAAAGAGGAGCUGAACGAAAACAUAAACAAGCUGUUAAAAUGGCCCAAUAGAAUGAACGCCAAACUGUUGACUAAAGUGAAAUUUGAUAUUUUAGUAUACGAAUUUCAUGAUCACAGAUCUGCCCAGCUAAAGCUUUUGAAAGAAUGGGAAAACGAGAUAAGAACAAUAACGAAAGACAGACCAGUAAUUAAGGUAGAAAAUAAUGUGGACUUUGAAGGUCCUCCGCAGGAUUUUUUAUACGUCGACGAUUAUCUUCCUGGCAAGGGGGUAACGAUACCGGAAGAUCCGCCAAUCGGUUGCGAGUGUUCGGUCUGCGAGCCAAAGUCGAUGUGUUGCGGUAAGCAGUCGGGCGGAUCUUUCGCCUACACGACAGCAAAGAGGAUCAGAGUUCCUCUAGGCACUCCAAUUUACGAAUGCAAUAAAAGGUGCGCUUGCGAUCAGAGCUGCUUGAACCGUGUUGUUCAACACGGGACAUCCGUAAAACUUUGUAUAUUUAGAACAGAGACUGGAUGCGGAUGGGGAGUGAAAUCUCUUCAAUACAUAAAGAAGGGUACUUUCGUUACCGAGUACGUUGGAGAGGUGAUAACAAACGACGAGGCUGAGAGACGGGGAAAAGAGUACGACGCAGCUGGCAGAACUUACUUGUUCGACCUAGACUACAACGAGAUGGAGCAGUGUCCGUACACGGUUGACGCAGCGACCUACGGAAACAUAUCUCACUUUAUAAAUCACUCUUGCGAUCCAAAUUUGGCCGUUUACGGUGUGUGGAUAAAUUGCUUGGAUCCAAAUUUACCGAAACUUGGUUUAUUCGCGACAAGGAAUAUAUUGAGAUACGAAGAAAUUACCUUCGACUACAUGUGCCAAUCGCUCAGGAACACGUCGGUCGUCACACCCAAGAAGGAAAAACUUCAAGCGGAUAUUUCUCCUGCUUCAUCUCCUCGUCAACGACUCGAAUUACCACGCGAUAAUGUUAUUGUAAAUAACGAUUCUGUCGAAUCCAGAGCCAGGUGUAAAUGCGGAGCUGUUAAGUGCAGACGAUAUUUAUUUUAAAUUUAUGCCUCAGGGGGUAAAGUUAUUAUAAUCAUAAUAAUUAUUAUUACUAUUAAUAUUAUUAAUAGAAUAAACAUUAUUGUGUUGUUCCAAGGAUAAGUUGGCUUUGGUUAUCAUAUAAAUCCUUUUUAUAUCUAAGACUUGAGGUUCGAAAUUUAUCUUGGAUGUUUAAUAGGAUUCAAAUUUGUACAAAUAAAUCCGGCCACGACAAUCCUCUGUACAAAAGUAUAGACUAUUUCUCGGGCUUAUUCCCAACGCAAGGGCAAAAAAGCCGAUAACAAUUAAUGUUUUGUUUGGCUGCUAUCAUUUGCAUUUAUUUUUCAUUCUUUCACUAGAGUACACACUAUUAAUGAACAGAUCACUGAUAGUUUUUAAUACUGUUAUAGUUGGUAGUUGGGAUCAACUCACCCAAAUUGAAAGAGAAAUAACGUUUUGCAUUGUUUAGUUUAUAAACUAAAGGUUUAAUCAUUAUUCUGUUUUCAUCUUCUCGUUUUUUCUCUAUAAGAAUUAGCCACUAGUCUCGUUUAUAUUGUUUUCAUAUUAAAGCAUAGUAUUUUAGCUACUAGUAUGUUUAAUUUUAUGUUAUAUUCAGAGAAUAAUUUAAUCCUACCUGGAAAUAAAAAUACGACAAUUAUAUUUAAUACAAUAAGUCUGUGUUAUGCGACGUAGAUUUUUAAACUUGUUAGUAUAAAAUGACGGUUGCCUUUUACUCGUAUCACUUGUUUGUUCAUCCAUUGAAAUCUCAAUUUAGUAAUUAACGGGAAUCAGUUGUAAAUAAAUAUUAGUAUUUUGUUAUACAUAAUAAUGUUAAAUCACAGCUCAGCACAUAGUGCGAUCAUUGACUGAUUAUUCAUCACUGCAUAGAGUUGUUUUUAUUUUUACUCUCAUGAACUCCUCAAAAGCAUUCCGAUGGCUGGGGGUACAAUAGUUUAUUGCAAAAUGAAAACAAGUGUUAAUCAGA
Diprion similis is the source of this 3120-nucleotide messenger RNA. RefSeq names its product eukaryotic translation initiation factor 2 subunit 3, Y-linked-like (gene Su(var)3-9). The transcript is spliced from 4 exons. NCBI's taxonomy places the organism in Eukaryota, Metazoa, Arthropoda, Insecta, Hymenoptera, Diprionidae. Gene Ontology annotation, molecular function: GTP binding; histone H3K9 methyltransferase activity; protein binding. Gene Ontology annotation, biological process: formation of translation preinitiation complex; positive regulation of translational fidelity. The coding region runs from base 129 to 2159 and encodes 676 amino acids. Gene Ontology annotation, cellular component: cytosol; nucleus; eukaryotic translation initiation factor 2 complex. The record is from RefSeq and is a predicted model, not a curated record.